Molecule: messenger RNA, 2111 nt
Organism: Umbelopsis ramanniana AG
Lineage: Eukaryota; Fungi; Mucoromycota; Umbelopsidomycetes; Umbelopsidales; Umbelopsidaceae
Exons: 1
Coding region: 488-2089 (533 amino acids)
Source: RefSeq, a predicted model, not a curated record
AGGAAGGAAAAUAAAAAUAAAAAUUCCCAAGUCCACCUUCACGACGUUUUCUCUCCUUUUCACUUUGCAUUUCAGCGAAUCUGCCUUUGCAGAUAGCAGGUGAUUUGAAAGGAAGAAAGCCACGCGUUUUAGUUCCAGCAUGUGCAAUUACCCAUUUGCACCGUGCAUGGCCAAAGUGGCAUUCACUUGGCUGGCUCCAUUGUUGACGGAGGCAGCUGUGGGAGUGUGUACCUGAAUGGCGCUAGAGUAAUGUUCAUUAUGAAAAAAAACAACCAUGUUCAGGGCCCUAGAUUUCAGAGAUUUGAUCCAUAGCUGGCAGUAUUCUUGGUUGUACACUUUUUGUUUUCUUUCAAAUAAAACGGUUGCAAAUCCUCUUGUUGUCUAAAAUCGCCCGUUGUUGUUAUCCGCUGGGUCAAAAAUCUAUAUUUUUCCUCGGUAUCCAUUUUUCCUUCGGACUCGCUUGUUCUUUUGACAAUAAAAAGUGGCCAUGUCAAGGCGACGAAUAGCUCUGAUCGUCGGAUCGGUUGUAGCUCUCAUAUACAUUCUCACAUUCAUACCAUCAUCUCCUUCAUCAACCGAGCCCUCCCAAGUUGACAGUCAAAAUGAGGCCAUGCGUCACGCUAACGAAAUCAUACCACCCAAGAUGCCUGCUCCAGUCCCUGUACCUGCCCAAAAAGUCAUAAAGAAGGAUCCUAUCCCUAUCGUAGGAACUCCUGACUUGAACAAAGCUAUCGAAGUCGGGGAAGAUGAAAAGUUUCUUGCAUAUCUCCCCCACUCCGGCUUUCACAAUCAGCGUAUUGAAUUAGAAAAUGCAUUUUUAUUGGCAAACUAUUUGAACCGUACACUACUCCUCCCACCUGUCUAUCUGUGGUCACUUGCCAUGCCCUGGCUUCGGUUCGACAAAUGCUACGAACGACUUCUUCUACAGUCCAAGCGUGGUCUUGGCCAUUGCAAGAAUAUACCUUCCUCCUUCCCUUCUCCACCCGAAUGCCUCAAUUAUGAAACUUGGACUUCGGUUCCUUGGAGUUUCUUUUACACCAUGAGCGGCUUUGAACAACAUGCUCGCUUUUAUCAACGUUACGAUCUAAGCCUGGAGUGGAUGUACGAGAACCUUCACAUCAAAUCAAAAGACAUUCACUUUGAAAAGGAUAUUACGCCUUUCGACUUCAGAGUGUACGAUGAUCCCGACUCAAAAACGCCAGUGGGUCGGUUCAAGAAUCGAAUCGAUGUUACUACUUUUCAAGCCAUUCCUGAAAAAGUUCUUCACUUUGGUUCCGUAUUUGGAAGUUACCGCAUCCUGGCCCAAACAGAGGAACAUGCCGAACUCCAUCGGUCGCUACGGAAUAACAUGAUCUUCCGAAAUGAAUAUCUCCUUCGCGCUACUGACUAUGUGGUUUCCAAGAUUGGUGGCGUGAAAGGCUUUGCUGGUUUGCAUAUUCGUAUUGGCGACGGUUUAUUUGCUCGCAAGAAAACCAUCACCAUUGACGACAUGUACCACGAGUUAGUAAACCAAUUCACCGAUUUGACAAAGGAAGAAGUAGAAAAACUCGAUUACACUCAUAUGGACGAUCGUCUGGAAGAUGAAGAGUAUGAGGUCAAGAGGUACAGAUGGCAAGGCAAAAAGCCCGACACGCCAGCUGAACAGGAACCUGUGGUGGUACAGCACCCUCCCGAUGAAGAACUCCAGCGCACACUACAGCAAAUCGUCCCUAUUAAAAUGGAUUGCGCCAAACAUCAAGGCAAAACGGCAGGCUUUCUCACACCCAUCUUUUUAGCAACCGAUGCCCCCAAGCCCAGACAGAAUCCUCUGUUCCGAAAACUUUUCGAUACCUUUCCAUGCGUAUUUGUAUUGGACGACUUUAAGGAUGCCCUGGAUGAAUUGGUGCGACUGCAAGUGGUAGAAGAUGGCGUUCAUCUAGCCAGUUAUCUGGUACCGAUGGUCGAUGCCAUGAUUGCGGCGCACGGACAUACCUUCCUAGGCACCAAAGAUUCCACCUUCAGCUCGUACAUCGAACGCUACUUGCACCCCGUUUACAUUGGAGAAGAGGUCAAGUUGAUGGGAGUGGGACGCAAAGGAGCACAAACCUGAAUUGGGAUUAAGAGGCGUAGAC